Molecule: messenger RNA, 1798 nt
Organism: Triticum aestivum (bread wheat)
Lineage: Eukaryota; Viridiplantae; Streptophyta; Magnoliopsida; Poales; Poaceae
Product: cytochrome P450 710A1
Exons: 1
Coding region: 98-1636 (512 amino acids)
Biological process (GO): sterol metabolic process
Molecular function (GO): heme binding; iron ion binding; monooxygenase activity
Source: RefSeq, a predicted model, not a curated record
GCUCCGUUAAACAAAUACAAAUACACACUCUCAGCUGCCAAUCACAAAUCAAUAAUACGUAGGUACGUUACGUGCAGGCAUUGUGUUGUGGUGGGCGAUGAUGGAGUUGCUCCCUGUGCCUCUGGGUGUGGGUUUCAUGGGCUACGUGCGGGCGGCGGCGCCGUUGGUGGCGGCGGCGGUGGCCUUCUACUUUUUGGUGGAGCAGCUGUCCUACCACCGCAACAAGGGCGUCCUGCCAGGCCCCUCCUUGGUGGUGCCCUUCCUCGGCAGCAUCGUGCCCAUGAUCCGCGACCCCACCGGCUUCUGGGAGGUACAAGCCGCGCGGGCGAGGGACUCCGGCGCCGGCCUGGCCGCCGACUUCCUCGUCGGCCGCUUCAUCCUCUUCGUCCGCGACUCGGAGCUGUCCCACCGCGUCUUCGCCAACGUCCGCCCCGACGCCUUCCACUUCGUCGGCCACCCCUUCGGCAAGAAGCUCUUCGGCGAGCACAACUUCAUCUACCUCUUCGGCGACGAGCACAAGGACCUGCGCCGCCGGAUGGCGCCCACCUUCACGCCGCGCGCCCUCUCCACCUACGCCGCCAUCCAGCAGCGGAUCGUCCUCGCCCACAUCCGCAGGCUGCUCGAUGAGACAUCUCCGGCCACGCCGGCGCCCAUACGGGUGGCCUGCCGCGACAUGAACCUCGAGACCUCGCAGACGGUGUUCGUAGGCCCGUACCUCACCCAGGAGGCGAGGGCGAGGUUCGGCGAGGACUACGCGGUCUUCAACGUGGGCGUCAUCGCCUUGCCGGUUGACCUGCCCGGCUUCGCGUUCCGGCGCGCGAGGCUGGCCGUGGGGCGGCUGGUGCGCACCCUCGCCGAGUGCGUGGGUCAGAGCAAGGCGCGGAUGCGCGCCGGCGGUGAGCCGGAGUGCCUCGUCGACUACUGGAUGCAGGGCCUGGUGAAGGAGAUGGACGAAGCCGCGGCGGCGGGGCGGCCGCUUCCCAAGCACACCGCGGACGAGGAUCUUGGGGGCUACCUGUUCGACUUCCUCUUCGCCGCCCAGGACGCGUCCACCUCCUCGCUCUGCUGGGCCGUGGCCGCCCUGGGGUCCCACCCUGACGUGGUGGCCCGCAUGCGCGCCGAGGUGUCCGCGGUCUGGUCGCCGGAGUCAGGGGAGCCCAUCACGCCGGACAAGUUCAUGCAGCUCAAGUACACCCACGCGGUGGCGCGCGAGGUGGUCCGGUACCGGCCACCGGCGACGUUGGUGCCGCACAUCGCCGCGGAGCCGUUCAAGCUGACGGAGUGGUACACGGUGCCCAAGGGCGCCAUCGUGUUCCCGUCGGUGUACGAGUCGUCGUUCCAGGGGUUCACGGAGGCGGAGGCGUUCGACCCGGACCGCUUCUUCUCGGAGGCGCGGCGGGAGGACGAGGCGUUCAAGCGCAACUUCCUGGCCUUCGGCGCCGGCGCGCACCAGUGCAUAGGCCAGCGCUACGCCCUCAACCACCUCGCCCUCUUCCUCGCGCUCUUCGUCUCCGUCGUCCACUUCAAGCGCCACACCACCCACGGCUGCGACGAGCCGGUCUACAUGCCCACCAUCGUGCCCAAGGACGACUGCACCGUCUACCUCCACCAGCGUUGCUCCUCCUUCUCCUUCUGAUCCAUCCAGCUGCUCCUUCCCUAUUCCUACCCCUGUGCAUGCGUGGGUGCCAAUAUGCAUCUGUGUCUAUCACCAGAACCGAUCCAUCGAGUGUGUUUUGUUUUCCUUGCAUUAAUUGUACCCACAUUAUCGAGUGCAAAAUAUAUUUUAUUGUGUGUGCCA